AGCUUUUCCCUUUUGUGCACAUUUCUGUUCCUAACUCAAAGUGGUUUGUAAUAAACAGGACUGCAUCACAACCUCUAUGGUCAGAUAUGGCUACCACCAGUCCUCUUUAUUUGUAUGAAUAUACAUUUUACAGUUUGCAUGGACCAGUUACUGAUGAACCAAACACCUCUCCCUUAUACAGCUAUGAUGACUACUACAGUGUAGUUCUUGAUCCAUCUGUGUUAUCCUGUGAUUAUGGAGGUCAUGCAUCCAACAUCCUACCUGUGUUAUACUCUCUGUUCUUCAUGUUGGGUCUGCUGGAUAACCUGCUGGUGUUAUGGGUGAUGUUGAAGGGUGUAAAGCUGAAAAGCAUGACUGACAUCUGUCUCCUGAACCUGGCUUUAGCAAAUCUGCUGCUGGUCUUCUCUCUCCCGUUCCUGGCUCACUAUGCCAGAGAUCAGUGGGUCUUUGGAGGUCCUAUGUGCACCAUGGUUUUAGGCGUCUAUCACAUUGGAUUCUACAGUGGAAUUUUCUUUGUUGUACUGAUGAGUGUUGACAGAUAUUUAGCUGUGGUUCACACUGUAUCCUCUUUGAGAGUCAGAACAAAGACAUAUGGGAUUAUAGCCAAUGUGCUUAUCUGGAUCAUUGCUGUUGCAGCGUCGUUUCCUGAGCUUAUGUACCUAAAAACCAAUGAACACAAUAAUAAAACAUAUUGUCUGUCUUAUCCAACAGAUGAUCAGAAAUCUCAUCUUUAUGCAAAGACGGUUGGUAUUAUUAAGAUGAAUGUUUUAGGAUUAAUUAUUCCACUGUGUAUAACUGGAUUUUGUUACUCAAGAAUUCUUCACAGACUCUUAACCGUUCGCUUUUCCAGGAAACAGACCACGAGACUUGUCGUUGUAGUGAUGGUUGUCUUCUUCUGCUGUUGGGCUCCAUAUAAUAUUGCAGCUUUUGUGAAAGUAUUGGAGUUUAAUGAAGUCAUAGAGACAUCCUGUGAAAAAAGCAAAGCAAUCACUCUUAGUCUUCAGAUCACAGAAGCUCUGGCUUACUCACACAGCGGCUUGAAUCCCAUUCUCUAUGUGUUUGUAGGAGAGAAAUUUAGGCGGCACCUUUUCAGACUCAUGAAAAGUUGCCUUACACAGGCUACAGGAUCUGUUAAUUCACAGACUCCCAGUGUGGAUGACAAACCUGCUGCAGCAGCUUGAAUAAAUCCUAAAAUACAUCAAAAAAUGUGAUAAAGUGCAAUUAUGAAAAAUGAAUGAGUUUUAAGUUGACUGUUGUGUAUUAGAAAUGUAAAAGUAUCUAUGCACCCAGUCUGCUAGUUUUGGGGGAAUUUGACGUGCAAUUUAUUCAAAGGAUAUUUCACAUUUGAUUGAAUUGACAAUAGUGAAUUCUUAUAUUCGUUAGUAAAG
This is a messenger RNA of Misgurnus anguillicaudatus (oriental weatherfish), 1388 nucleotides long. The record is from RefSeq and is a predicted model, not a curated record. NCBI's taxonomy places the organism in Eukaryota, Metazoa, Chordata, Actinopteri, Cypriniformes, Cobitidae.